AUGGAAUGGAGUCAGCAGACGAUAAAACAUCAAAUCGGGGCUGAUCAACAGUUUGGAUUCCAUGAGUUCGUACCUGGUGGUUCGAAUCAGCCCAUAGAACGUCUUGGAGAACUUACCGAGGAAUUUGAGGAUAUUUCAAAACCGACGCCAAGUGGUUUAUGUCUAUUGCCUGCACAAAUUAAGGAGCAGUGUGCUACCGCGGAUAGAUCUCCUACGGACCAGAAGUCUGAAGACGUUAUGGAUGAUGAAGCUAAAUCUAGUGUGUUAGAAGGAUCUGCAGGAGAAGAUUUUGAUCCGUUGACUGUUGACACUAUGGUUGGUUUAAAUAACCACUCCGCGGGUAGCUUCAAUGAAUGUGGCAUUUGUGGACCAGCGAAGGCCAUUUGGGUUCCUGAAACAAGUGAGACCGGUGAGCCGUUGGUGGAGCAAAUUUCCGAACACGGUCAAAAUAUAAAAAUAGAUCCCCUUGAUACGUUCUGGAUCCAGUGUGAUUGCUGUGAAAAGUGGUUCCAUGGGAACUGUGUGGGUGUUGAAGAAUACGAAGACGUACUCAUCGAUAAAUUUCACUGUGCGCCUUGCGCGCAAACUAAUGGGCCAACAAUAAUGAAGAACAUCCUUUUGCGUCAUCGUUUCGCUUUCGACGACGCCACUCAGUCUGAACUUCCUCCAGAGGUUGGCACCGAAGUAUGGAUUAAGAAAUUUGUUGAGACUGAAGCAAGUAUCCCGCCACCUAACGAAAACCAUGCUAUUGUAUGUCGCAAUGGAUUUGAAUUCAUGGACCACUUCAACCGUAGAGAGGAUUGGAAGAAGAUUUAUUUGAUUGAAGAGGCUCGCGGAUUGGAAUUGAGGGUGCCCGAUAAGGACGAGAACUUUUCUCUGCGCUCAAUUAAUUCAGGACGAUCUUUCAAAGUGGAUACCAUAGAUGUGUACCGUCAAGUCACCCAUAGCAUGUCGAUUGGUGCUUUCUAUGAUAAAAUGAUUAGCAAGGAUCGCCCAAGGCUUUAUAAUAUUCUUAGCUUGGAAUUCAGUCAGAAUGAAACCAUGCGCAAGAUGGUCUCUCCACCGAUACUGGUGCCUGAGUUAAGUUUUGUGCACAAACUAUGGCCGGAUAAAAAUGAUCUUAUCAACUGGGAUCCCGAACUUGAUUACUUACCAUCAUCGAUGAAGGUCCGUCAAAUUGUGGAGGUCCUCGAGGAGCAUCGCAGGAAUAAGCCUGAAGUGGCAUUGUUCUGUCUCUGUGGGAUGGGUGGUUCUUACACCGAUUUCCACAUAGACUUUGGAGGUUCGAGCGUGUGGUACCAUAUUUACGAGGGGCAAAAGGUGUUCUACAUAGUGGAGCCAACAGAUGAAUUUCUUGACCUAUUUGAACAUUAUCAGCGUUCUGACAACAAAACCGAAGUUUUCUUCGGUGAUCUCUUGCCCAAAGGAGCGCUGCGAAGGGUGUUCAUAAAUGCUGGACAGACGUUGAUGAUUCCUUCGGGAUGGAUACAUGCGGUAUACACACCGGUGGACUCACUAGUUUUCGGAGGAAAUUUUCUGCAUGCUUUGAAUGUCCCCAUGCAGCUCAAGGUGUACGAGAUGGAGCAGAGAUUGAAAAGGGAAGUGGGAUGGGAGGAAAAAUUUUUGUUUCCUCAUUUCGAGUUAGUGAACUGGUACGCAGCGAGAUCUUUUGUAUUGGAGCACCUUCGAGAAGCUAAUGAUGAAGGAAAUAGAGCGGACAAAUAUAUGUUAGAUGCAGCGCGGGCGUUAUUACCCCGCUUGAGGGAAUGGAUGCGAAGAGAUAAAGAAGAUAAAGCAAACUUCACGCAUUCGUCUUUCCACGAUGUCUUAGCCAAAUUACAGAAGGAAAUAAAUAGGCAGGAGCGUAUGCGCCGUUCAUUGUCUCCACUCAGCAGAUCCCCCAGAAAGAAGCCAAAAAAGCGCAAAUCUGAGGAUACUGAGCCACCAAGUCCCGCUGAAGUUAACCGGGGCUUCUCUUCUUCAAGUUCGGUACUGCCAUGUUCAAGUCGAAUAGAGCCAGUGAGUGCCUCUAGUGUGCCUGUGGAGAAGGUGCAUGAGAAAAAGCCGUCCGCUCCAGCAGGAAACGAGUCAACGUCUGAAUUGGACACAGAUCUAGUAGCCGACUUUCGACUCAAACUGACCAAAAAGGGAAAGAGUAUGUUUGCACGCCGAAGUCAUAGUGGACGAAAGCCUCGUCCAUCCGCUUGGCUCGCAGCAGCUAUAGGAUUGGAUGAGCUAGAAAAAACAUCGAAGCAAUUAGAGGAAGUAGGCGAUCAGUUGCCUUUACGUGAAGUAGUUUCUUAUGAAGCAGAAAUGGAAAGGGCGUGCGAGGAAGAGGAGGCAGAGCUACUUCGUGAGAUGAAUAAGAAAAAGGGAAAAGAGAAAAGCACACCAGCUGCAGGUAUAUUUCUAUGCAUACAGUUAUCAUUACCA
This is a messenger RNA of Ostertagia ostertagi, 2433 nucleotides long. NCBI's taxonomy places the organism in Eukaryota, Metazoa, Nematoda, Chromadorea, Rhabditida, Trichostrongylidae. The record is from the annotation of a GenBank genome assembly.